UCAAAGGGACUGUCACUUGGGGAGACCUUUGAACAAAGGCCAGUAGUAAAGUCGGUUGAAAGAAAACACUCCGAUUAUUAAGCAGAAAUUCCCAGUACAGCAUUAUCGCAACAAAUAGCAAAGUCAAUUGGGAAUUGAACAAAUAUCUAGUGUAAUGAAUUUUAACGACAACGCGGACAGCUCGACAGGUAGCCAAAUUGGCAAGCAAAAAGAUUUGAAGUCGCCAAAAAGGGCUAUGGAUGGAGUGACCAAAAAAACCAAGAAGAAUCUGCCGAAGAAGACCACUAUGGCGCGGUCAAAACUGAAAAUCAAGGCCUUGAUAAAGAAAAGAGUUCAAAUGGCGCAGAAACGGAAGCUAGCACUUAUGACAUCCGCCAAGGAUAAAUCACUGCAGCUGAAGUCCAAACGUAAAGUCAUUGUGGUGGAGCCCUCUUCGAAGUCCAUGCGGCCCAAGAUGAUUAGCCGGCGCCCCACUCCGUUGCCCCGUCCGCGAAAAAAAAGGGAAAGUCGUGCAACGACCUUGCCAAAAUAUAUUCCCCUGUGUCAGAAAAAACACCAUGUCGUCCACGAAAAAUCCUCCGAAGGCUGAUAGUAAUAUAUUAUUAUAUUUGCAACUAAUAUAAUUGGAUGGCGCAUUCAAAUUUUCGUACCCAUCUCUUCUGAUUAUCAUAGUCUGCUCACAUAUUGAAUUCUCCAAACUCAAUUACAAUAAAUUCCAAUUGCGAUCGAUA
Messenger RNA from Drosophila simulans, 731 nucleotides. RefSeq lists its product as uncharacterized. The transcript has a single exon. NCBI's taxonomy places the organism in Eukaryota, Metazoa, Arthropoda, Insecta, Diptera, Drosophilidae. The record is from RefSeq and is a predicted model, not a curated record. Bases 155 to 589 code for a protein of 144 amino acids.